AGACCGCUGAAGCCUUAACAACUUUUUUAUCUGGAGCACCACAGAGAUACGAGACCAACUCUUCAAGGAACUAAAACUUCAUUUCACUGGAAGACUAUCAGAUUAUUUGUGGCGGAGAUACUUAUUUGCGACCGAAGCAGAGAGCAGCUCCCGUUUAUAAGAAAGAAUAAUUAUUUUGUUGCGGCUUGAGUGUUAAAAUGGCUUGGAUAAAAAAGAAGUUCCCUCCUGGAGUAAAAACGCGGAAGAAAAAACUCGGCCAGCAGCUCACAAAUCAGCACGAAACGGAAGCUGUAAUCAGCAGUCUUAGCCACCAGUGCAAUGCACAGAGGAAGUAUAACAAUAUUGUCGAGUCGGCCGCACGACUGAGAAAGCGAUACUUUUAUUUUGGACUCCAAAACACAGCAUUGAAGCCAAUUGUUGUGCAAAAUUUAUCCGAGUAUCGCCCCUGCUGGCCGCACAAUAAGGAUUUUGAAAAGGUGGUUCCGUGCAGUCGGCAAAAUUUGCUGAUGAGCGGUGGUUCGUUGCUAAUGGAGAGGAGUUGCACGAUUGAAGAACUGCAGUUCCGCGAACUUGAGGAGCAAGUUUGGCUCCUUAUGUGGCUUGUCCUAGAACCCAAGAGACUGCAAUAUCUAGUUCAGAAAUAUGGAAACGAGCGAAUGAGCCGGCGGUGGGCCGAGGGCCGAUGGGGUUCGUGGCUGGUGUGGCGGGCCCUCCUCGUGAGCUGCUCGGCCGACGGCACCAAGAGUGCAAGCCCGGUGCGCCUCGACGAAAACCACGUGUGUGACAUGCCCUGCCUCAGGGACCACGUGAGCCGACUCCUCGAAAUCUGUGCGCCCACCAGGGACUACUGGCGCAUGUUCGGCUGGACUGGCCUCUCGGUUGACGCCAUCCUCCAGAAAAUCAUCACCGAAGACAUCAUGCCGAUGGUUCAUUCGCUGCAAGUAGUGCCUCCUGAACUUCAGGCGUCAUUGACCCGGCUAGCAGAUUAUCGUAGAGCGCUUGAGAAGGAGAAGGAAACCAAAACGUACUUUUCGAAGGAAAGAGACCAAAAUGUCAAAAGCGCAACAGCUGUACCAACGAUGCCGAGAAAACGGGGAAGACCAGCGAAAGCGGCGACUUUGAAAGGCAAAGAACCAGGUCGCAUCGAAAGAGUUUUUUUGUGGAAAUUCCUGCUAGAGCUACUUGAAGACCCGACAAUGAGGAACUGUUUGCGUUGGCUAUCAAGAGAGGAGGGCAUUUUCCGUAUUUUGAACACCGACCUGCUCGCCCGGUUGUGGGGCAGAAGGCACGGAAAUCCCGGCAUGACAUACGAGAAACUCGCCAGAGCAAUGAGGACUUACUACAGGUCGGGCACAUUCCUGAUGGUGCCAAGGUGUCGGAACCUGCCACGCAAACUCGUUUACCGCUUCUCGCCCUCGACCAUGCAAAAGUUUUGGCAGAGGUCCCAUCCGCAUGGCAAAUCGCCGCUUUCCGACCCUGAGUCUAGCCUGAUUAUUGAUAAUUAACGGCGAGAUAAAAGCGCUUCUGCAGGCUACGUGAUUGAAAAUUCAAAAGCUUUUUUUUGGCAGCAAAAUUUAUAGCCACAAAGUGGCGCUCCUGCUACUUCAGGACGAAUUUCGCUUCACUGGAUUUAUAUGCAUGUUCAAAGCCGCUAUACACAAGAGAAUAUAUACUCAGAUUAACGUGUCAACUUCAUGGAUUAAGCAAAAGUGUUUGUAAUUUGUUGUGUGUUUUAAAGCCAAGAUGCAUGUUUUUGUGGUUUCUGUUUUAUUUGUGUGCCGGAGGAGGUAUUAAAAAAGAGUAUGAAACACUGUU
This is a messenger RNA of Cloeon dipterum, 1815 nucleotides long. RefSeq lists its product as uncharacterized. Lineage: Eukaryota; Metazoa; Arthropoda; Insecta; Ephemeroptera; Baetidae. Gene Ontology annotation, biological process: regulation of transcription by RNA polymerase II; cell differentiation. The record is from RefSeq and is a predicted model, not a curated record. The transcript has 8 exons. Gene Ontology annotation, cellular component: nucleus. The coding region runs from base 198 to 1505 and encodes 435 amino acids. Gene Ontology annotation, molecular function: DNA-binding transcription factor activity, RNA polymerase II-specific; sequence-specific DNA binding.